GCGGUGGCGGACGUGUGUACGUACGUGCGUGCAUGCGCGGGGGAGACUCGUAGUGUGUGGAGUGCGCGCGACGUUGCUGCCAUCUGUAUUGUCAAUGUUGUCGGGCAGCAGCAGCAGCAGGAGCACCAGCAGCACCAGCAGCAAACGUAAUGGAGCCGUGAGCAUUCUCGUAGAUGUACGCAAUUGCAUCAAUUCGCCCUUGCCGACCGUGAUCCGACGUGUAUACAAUGAGAUUUAACGCCGCCCGCGGCCCGCUCGACCGUCGACACGUGCAUUCUGAAGAAAAUCUGCUUUUCAGAUAAUAAAUAUAUGGAUAACUAUGUAGGUGCAUACAGUUCACCUGCAUGUGCCACGUACCACUAGCUUAUUUGGCAUAGUAGAAUGGCACAACGAGGCAAGAGGCAUAGAAACGACAAUGAUCUGGCGUCUUGUCCGGGCGCUAUUAAGAGGCGCAAAUGUAGAUUGGGCCCAGCUGCCACUGGUUCAUCGGCAUUGGCAGCAACCAUGGGCCCCUCUGAAGAGGAGGAAACGAUGGCGUCAUCCAGUCAAGGGGGGGCAUCCUGGACCGCCCGACCUGUCAGUGAUAUCAAGAUUCCCAGCAUAUACAAUCGAUCGUCCGCCGAGGCCCCGGCAGAGUUAUUUCGCAAAGAUCUGAUCAGUGCUAUGAAAUUACCAGAUAGUGAACCAUUAAGUCCACAUGAAUAUUGGGUUAUAACUGAUCAGUGGAAACAGGAGUGGGAAAGAGGUGUUCAAGUACCAGUUAAUCCGGAUUCUCUUCCCGAACCGACGGUUACUGUUACGCAAACAUCUCCAUUGAAGUUACAAACUGAAUUCAAAUUGCCUAAAAAAUUCGUAAGAAUAUCUCGUGAUGAUUAUUUUAACUCAGAAGAUCAUCAUUUAAGUACUACUCCAGCAAGAGCAGAGAAAGCUUGUGCUUAUGACCUUGAUGAUACUGAUAUUGCCUGGUUGGAAGUAUUUAAUGGUGAACGAGCUCAGGCUGGACAAAUGCCGGUUACAGAAUCGCAAUUGGAACGUGUAAUAGAAGAGUUAGAAGUACGGUGUUGGGAAAGGAUUCAAACAAUUGUGAAAAAUGAGGAGGGUCUCGGGAUUGAGUAUGAUGAAAAUGUCAUUUGUGAUGUAUGCAGAUCGCCGGAUUCAGAGGAGGGUAAUGAGAUGGUGUUUUGUGAUUGUUGUAACAUAUGUGUACAUCAAGCUUGCUAUGGCAUUACUUCGAUACCCGAUGGCUCUUGGCUAUGUAGAACUUGUUCGUUAAGUCAAAGACCCGACUGUGUAUUAUGCCCUAAUAAGGGUGGUGCAAUGAAGUGUACACGAAGUGGUCAAAAAUGGGCUCAUGUUUCGUGUGCACUCUGGAUUCCCGAAGUUAGCAUUGGUUGUGUAGAGAGAAUGGAACCAAUUACAAAAAUAUCCAGUAUUCCGCAAAGUCGGUGGGCUCUAAUUUGUGUUUUAUGUCGCGAACGUGUGGGUGCUUGCAUCCAGUGUAGUAUAAAAACAUGUAAGACAGCGUAUCAUGUUACAUGUGCUUUUAAAUAUGGGCUUGAAAUGAAGGCAAUUAUCGAGGAUGAAAUGGCGGACGAUGGUGUAAAAUUAAGGUCAUAUUGUCAAAAGCACAGUAGAACAAAUACAAAAGACAAAGUUGGCGUUGGGGGUAGCGUAGGAAGUAGUGGUGGAAAGGGAGGAUCAGAUUCCGAGGAUGGUGAAUCCAGACGGCGUAAACGAAAAGACAUGACUUCUGAAGAAAAAAAUCAAGCUCGCGCAGCCAAAUUGCAGGAAAUUGAAGCAGAAUUCGAUAAACAUGUUAGUAUAAAGGACAUUACCUCCCAGCAAUUGGAUAUAGAUCCCGACAGCAUUGUAUACAUUUAUAAUUAUUGGAAACUUAAAAGAAGAGCCGGUCAUAAUAAACCAUUGUUGGCACCUCGUUGUGGCGAGUUAUCGAGCGCGGGAGCACGUGCUCAGGGUCAAGCAGCGGACGUAGAGAAAAUGCGUACUUUUGUUCAGCUGCGCCAAGAUCUGGAACGUGUACGUAAUCUAUGCUACAUGGUUGGUCGUCGCGAGAAACUUUGUCGCAGUUUCCUGAGACUGCGCGAACAGACCUUCCACAAGCAGGUAAUGGUGAUGGCUGGGCCGCCGUUGUCUCCGGCGGCAGCCGUUGCUGUCGUCGAGGCCAAUCAUGGGCCCUCGAUAUAUGAUCGUCUCUAUUCCCAUCCCGAUGCUGAGGAUCAUACGCACGAUUUUGAAACGAUACUUGCCCGGAUUGCGGGUGUCGAAUCGCCCGCGCCGGCAUCGAGCGACGAAAAGAAAGUACAACCGGACUUUAAUGGCGCAUCCAACAAGAAGCUUUACUUCAACGGUUCUGUCAGACGAAAGAGCUUAUACGGCAGCGAUCUAUCGUCAAUGAGCAGCAGCGAGACAGACGUGACGAAAUCGGAAAGAAAAGUCGGAAUUGGCAAAUGCACGAACAAAUCUAAAAGUUUGAAGGUCGAAAGCGAAUCGAGCACGGAAGAUGAAGGAAACACAACGACGAAGAACAAAACUUCCGUCACUAGACGAAAAUCGAAAAAGAACGCAUCGGACAGAGGAUCGCGAGUCAAAUUGCGCGACAGCAGCGAAAGUGAUAAGCUGGAUAGAGUCAACAGAUCGCGUACUCUGCAACAUAUGGAACUUGGCACUUCUGGCAGUGAGAGCGAUGAAUUGUUGCCAUUGAACACUGGCUCUCGCGUUGGCCCAUCCGUUGCUUCUGCUAUAUAUUCGGACACCGAUUCAGAAUCGCAGGAACAUCGUCAUAUGUCCUCGCAGGAACCUCCUUCGUCUAUACUUAUCACGAAAGCCGCAGUGAAGGAAUUUUCGGCGGCAGAUAUAUCUAAAAAUAAUCAGAAAAACUUUGCGUCUAAGGAUGCUACAAAGUCGGAAUAUCAGGAUGAAUGUACGAAGAACAAGGAGAAUAUGAAAAACUCUAAGAAAAAGGAAUACAUACCAUCUGCUCUGAUAGUUCCGCAACGGCAAGCGGCAAAGAAGGCGUCGGAAAUUAUGCAACGAACGCAGAAUAAGAAGGAGAACACCACGAGUGAGCCUGUAGAAUUUGUGAAAUCGCCCGGAGAACCUUUGAAACCGACUAAAGAAAAGUCAUCUAGCAAGAAACAUCGUGACAACAAAACACCGAAGGAUGCUAAAAACAAUGAUGUUUAUGAUUUUGAUAAGGAGUUUGGCGAUGGCACAGAGAUUCUUGCUUAUGUACCGCAACGGCAGGCCGCGAAGAAAGCUGCGGAACAUAUCAAGAGUGGUAUGGGCACGAAAACUGCUCAACCAGAUCUCGAGAUUGCGGACAUCAAACCAAAGAAAGAUUUGCCGGAUGGCGGUAAGAAGAAGGAAAUUGUCAAGAAGGAAGAAUCACCCAAAAAAGAGGAAUUACCAACGAAAAAGGAAGAGUCAUCGAAAGAAAAACGGGGAAAGAAACAGAUGCCCGAGAGCAGUAACAGCGAGAGCAGCAGCAGUGAAAGUAGCAGUGGCAGCAGUUCCUCGGAAAGUAGUAGCGAAUCCGAUGUAGCAAAGAGUCCGGUACAGAAACUGUCGAAUAUUGUUAAGGAGCCAGCUUCCUCUUCGACCACUACUAAUACAACGUCCUCUGAAAGUGAUACCGGUAAUCAAGUGAAGAACAAAACCGUGAAUAAGCGACAGACGACGAAUAAAGUCGUAGACGAGGUAAUCGAGUCCGAGAAGAAGACUCUCGCGGGGCGGAAACUCAAAAGGCUGCCCGAUAAGAAGCUUAAAACUUCCGACGGGCGGCAUGGACCAGAGUUUCAGCCGCCGCUUAUUGAGAGAGAAGAAUCAAGUAGAGCCACAGUACCUAAGGAGCCACAGCAACAACAGCAGCAGCAGCAGUCACCUGGUAAAAAAAUCGAUCAAAGAGAUUCCAAAAAGUCAGCAUCCCUGCAAUCACAACAGUCAAUUGAACAAAGUGUGCUCAGUGGUUCUCGAGAUAAUGAUGGGCUACGAAGUGCUUCUGGGGCCAAGUCUACUAAGAAAUCAAAUCAGUCUAAGCAACAACAACAACAGCAGUUCACUCUCAGAAAUAAGGAAGACAGCAGCGGCGGCGGAACAACGCCCAGAACGAAGUCGGAGACUCGCAAACGAAAAUCAAGUGAGGUUACCACAAAGGACGACAAAGGUAACAAAGAAACGACACCGCUCAAGAAAGUGGAAAAGAAACUAACAGAGAAGAUAAACAAGGAAAUCGAGAAGGAUAACAAACAUGAUGCUAUUAGUAAUAAGAAUGUUUCCGCAGAACCUCCGAAAACGACUGAAAAUAUUACUAAGACGGAUGAUAAAAAAGUCAAGAAAACUAGCAAUAGAAAUGCGAUCAAUACAUUGGAGGAGGAAAUGAAACAGCGACGAGCAGAACGGGACAGUCCAAAGAAGUCGUCGAGGGGAUUGGAUAAGCUUCUCGAAAAGCGCGAGCAUUUAGAUAAACUAUCAAGGAGCAAAAUUGCUACUCAGGAGGAGAAAUCUGCAUGCAAUGAGAACAAAGACAAGGUCAUAACAGCGGAGAAACCCGUUAUGAAGGAAACUAUUAAAAACGAGAACGUCAAAAACCAUAUGAAUGAGGAAAUUGCAGUGCUAGAUGUCAUGAAAUUGGAGAAGGAGGAUGUGAAGAGAGACGUUGUUGAGAUUACGCCGGAGAAGUCUGCGGAUAGGAAAAAGAAGGCAGAGCAAAAACUCGAGAGCGAGACGCAGGCUGCUGUUGAGAUGAUAACGAUCGAAGAAAACAACGCUAAAGAAUCUAACAUUGAUAACAUCUGCUCAAGAUCGGUGCUCGACAAACCCGAAGUCGCGAUACUCGAGAAGGAGUGCCAGCAAAAGAGAAGGAAAUCCGUCAAUCGUUCUAUCUUUUCGCCGCAGCACGGUAGCAAAGAUCCUAGCGUGUCGGAGUUGUUCGACUUCGAUCAGGACAUACUGAACGAUGAUAUAGUGAACGACGAUGGCUUUAGCAUACCGCGCGAUGAGGAGCGAGGCGCGGCACCUCUUUCGUUCUCCUUCAAUAACGAGCUUUGGUUCAAAGAAGACAAAGAGGAUAGUGCGCGUGAAACUCUGCAUUUAGUGGAGAAAUUGCGUUUGGAACUAUCGAAAAAAUCGAAUUCUAGUCAGUUCGAAUUGGAAUCCGUUCCGCCGGAAGAAGAACUCCCGAAGAAAGAAGAGCCAUCUUUUCAUUCGGUAGAAAAACCAACGAUUGAAGAACAGCAACCGUUGCUUCAAACCAAGGUGGAUGUAUUGGAGCAACAAUCGGUGGAACAACAGCCGCAAUCGAUUGUGCAGCCGGUUGAGAUGAAAAAUAAUAGCGGGCCGGAACCCGUGCAAGUGUCCGAGGAUCUUACGUGCAAAAAUCACACUAUUGAAGACAAAAGAAAGCCCUGUUAUUCAAGCAAUAGCAAUAACGAGCAACAUUACAUGUACGGAAAUGAAGAACGCGAGACGGCCAAGGUGACAGUGGUAGAGCGUGCAAAGCUUGACAGGGCCGAGGCGGACGAGAGAUGGGUACCGCCGAGCAUGGACAAUUUUAAUCCAAACGAUGUGCAACACUUGAGCACGCUAAUCGACAACCAGAACCACCGUUAUGCCGCUGCGGCCGCUGUCGCGCAUCAAUUUCCGAACGACAUCAGUACCGUAAUGCCGGAUCCUACGACGAAUCCUGAUGCGGCUCUAGUCGCGCAUUUGCAGCUCAAUAUGAACAUGCAGGAUCAGUAUCUGCAGUUGCAGCAAACGCACCCAAUGGAGCGGGUGCAGCAGCAUCUUGAGGCGCAACAUGCCGUGGCACAGGAGCAAUCGCGUGUGCAAUCUCUCGCGAUGAUGGAUCAGCAGCAAGUAGCUGCGACUGGUGCGGGAAUACCGGCGCAGAUCGUCGACGAGAUCACGCCCAUGGAAAUGGUAAACCGUCACUUGAUCAGUCUACCCAACUCGGAAGACUGCGAUCAGAAUAGCGAGAUGGAUCGUGUACUAGACAAGGAGGAUGUCUCGUCGGAUAUCAGGCAGGACUAUGCGCCGAGUGGAUCGCCCUACAACGAGCUCAAUGGUCGUCCGGAUACGCGAUGGGCCGAGAGUCAAGUGCUGCCUUCGCGGAGAUCUACAUCGUCGUCCAUCACGUCCGCGUCCUCCGCAGAGGAACAUACAGCCAUACCACCUUACAAGAAUGCACCUCCGAUACCACCGUAUCCAUCGUGCACGAUAGACGCGACGCCUUACCAUUCGUAUUCGGAGACCAGCUCUUAUGGCGCCGGACCGGUGUCGUUGUUCCCGCCGCAAUCGUGCGCCGCCCAGUUGCCAUAUCCGUCGCCGUUCCCACCACCUUUCGGCGCACCUUUCCCGACGCCGCCAUCUUUGCUGCCACACGUGCCGAAGCCGCUCGAAGAAUCACUCAACAUGCAAGCGUCGCCGUGCACGGCCGCGUUUACCUCGUCGUCGCACAACAUGGCGCUCACCGCAGCCAUGGUAUCGCCAACGAAGGUGACUACGCCGCCACCGCCGGCACCGCCACCAACAGUACCGUCGGUGUCUCAACCACAGCAACAGCAGCCACCAUCGACGCAGCCGCCGCCCUCGGAAACACCGGGGCACACGCCGUCCUUGUUGCCGCAGCAGAUUAACUCACCUACUGUACCGACGUCCUUCCUCAAUGCCAUCGCAGAGACGCAAGUCAGCAGCGAAACCGUCGUGGAGAAUAUAACGGAGGUACUUGGCGCGGAUAAUAAAAGUGCAUCAUCGGGAAAGAAGUCGCCAUCAAAACCAACAAGAACGUCCGCCAGGGUGACAUCGUUGCAGGGUAAAUCGCCCGGUAAAUCGCCGCGUCAGGAAACCACCAGAGCCGCACCGACCGCUCGCGGUCGCGGCAGAGGAGUCAAGGGAUCUCAACAUUCGAGUUACCGCGGUCGCGGUCGCGGCCGGGGACGGGGACGCGGCAGAAACAAUCAGAAUGUGUCGAUCGCGAUGAUGCCACCGAUGUCGAACGCAUUGCACAACGACGAUUCGAUACAGAACAAGCUUGUGGGCACCGUGUAUGACUUUGAUUCGGAUGAGGACUCUGCGAAUGAGACCAAUAUCGCGGAUCUACGAACGAUGCGCGAAAGAAAAAGAUCCACCGAUGUAAACGAGAAGACGCGGAUCAGCGAACCGCUCGGCAUGGCGAACGACGGCGGUAUCCAGUCCCAUCUGUCUAGUCCCACGCUGCACACCGCAAAGAAAUACGCCGAUGACAAGAAGCUUUCGUCACCGGCAGCACAUCACGAUCAGGCUGCUUUGGCCAAAUCCGAUUCGAGCGUUGGUCAGGCGUUUGUCGACAAUACGGUUAUGCCGUUGCUGCCAGGUCCAGUAGAUAUGCGCACGUAUAACUCGACCGUGGAUCAACCGAGCUCAUCGGUCCACGGCCAGCCCUACGGCAAUCAUUUGCUGGGCUUCGCUGCGAGUGUAUCCGCCGAAUCGAAUUUGCCAGACAUCGACGAUCUGGAUAACGAGCUGUUGCACAGCAACUGUUACGUAUUGAAGAAGCUCGCUGGUAAACAACAGCACCUUGCGAGCGGCGGCUUUGAGGAUCCUUGCUCCAAACCAGUCUUUGCUGAUCCGUCAGUGAUGGAUCCGUCAUCCGCAGCCAGUUUUGAGGCCAAUAAAGUUUCCUUGACCGAUUCUAGGAAUCAGUUGAAGGUGAAGAUCAAAGGCCCAUUCCUUGACGCGAACUAUGUGCCGGCAUCGUCGGUACCACCAUUGGCCCAACAAGCGCCGGUGAUAAUCACACCGGCUGCCACCAGCGCGUCCGUUGCCUCAGGCACAUCGAAUCUACGUCGCAUGCGUAAGAAAGAGCUUCUACGCCAAUAUUGCUCGCAGGACAUGAACAUGGAUGAUCCGGUAUGCGGUAGCGUCGCUUCUGCUCCUAUAAUUCCGCCUGUCAAUCGUACAGUUAUCACCAUCCCCAAGGCCGUGGCGUCCAUGACGAGUAUACCAACUCGUGAUGACUACAAAGCAGUUGUCGACGCGAACAUGGAGAAGAAACGACGGAAAGAACGUGGUGGCGGUGGUAGCAGUGGCUUCCUUGAUGUAGUGGCUGGCGAGGAUGAGAGCAGUUCCGACAGGAGACGCGGUAUCGUGGUAGGAUCCAGCGAUCGUCGAAGAGGCAGACAAACCAGACCUACUGCAACUACCGCCGGGCCGCCAAAGCUGAAGAUCAAGAUCGGCAAUAGUAGUAUAAUCGGCGGUCAGGAGGUCGGCAACAUCCAGGACGAUCGUAGCAGGAUAAAACCGCCGAAGAAACGAUUGAGCAGUAUCCCGAGCACGCCCAGCAUGGAAGAGCUCCGUCGUGAGAGUAUGAAGUUCCGCAAGAUGAUUAUGGCGGGCUUUGACAACGACGAGAAGACGAAGAGCAAGCGCGACAAGAACGGCAAGCGAAAAAAGCGGCAAUCCAAGAAAGAGGCACGAGUGCAAAUCCUGGAGGACGGUCCCGCACCGCCCAAGAUCAUCAUUCGAUGGGGCAAGGUGGCGGGGGCGAAUUCCUCAACAACGGCGGCAACGAACAACGACGCACCGAACGACGCGCCGGCCACCGGCGACGAGGACGACAAUCAUCAACAAGCGUCAUCGGACAAGGAUAGCCGAGUGGGUCCACCGCCGCCCGAACCGACCCGCAAGGGGGACGAGGUGGGAAUAUACCCGACCGGGGAAAGCGGCGUCAACGAGAAGCAGCCAUCCACGGAUCCGAAUGCCGGUGUCGCUGCUCUCGGGAACGUCCGUUCGGCCAAGUUAACGCCGAUCCGGUUAAAACUCACGCGCUGCCAGGAGGGCUACGAACUGAAAGAUCCGGUGCGAGUAGCGAGUAGCGCGAGUGCGGACGACGAUGGUGGUGGUGGUAAUAGUAGUAGCAGUAGUAGCAGCAGCAGCAGCAGCAGUAGUAAUAGUAAUACUAGUGCGACGACAACGACGGUGACGUUGGUGAACUCGGUGGCGCCGUUGCCAAUCGGUGAUGUCGAGCAGGAAGAGGACGAGGAGACGGCGACGGCGGCAUCGACGGCGGAACGAUUGUCGGCCGCCGAUAUCGUCAUCCCCCCCGUUGCCGCCGCCGCCGCCGCUGAGACGAGAUCCGAGCAAAAGGAGCAGCAGACUCUUUCGUGCACGGAGAAACAAUCUUCCAAAGAGGACGAUAUUCCAUUGCUGCCCCAAUCCGCGAAUCACAGCUCAUCGCCGGGCCGUCCGCCCGCACCGCUCCCGCAAGGAUGCCAAGUUAGGUGAUAAUUAAUGAUAAUUGUAUAAUACAGUAAUUUAGUGGUUCUUUCCCUUAGACGAUUCUAUAUAUUGUACGCGUGUGUGUAUUACGUAUUUAAGUACGGCAUCUCACCGGGUUGGCGAUCCUCAUCCGUGUCGUACCUACGUAUACGUAAGAUACACCCGUCUACGCAUACACACAUACACACACAACAAUUGUAUAUUGUUCAAUGUUGAGACAGAGACUCACUAGAGAAAAAAAAAACGUUGUAAGAGUGUAAUAUAAAUUAUUGAUUAUUGUAAAUGAUCUGAGGGUGAAGUGAAAUUUCACAAAGUGCCCAAAAUUUACGGUAAAUACUGCAAAAAUAAAAAAAAAAAAAACACAUGCAUUUCUUCGGACGUACGAGCGACCCGCGCUAAGGUGUACCCUCGUUGCGCAGUCGAAUCUAUAAAGCUCACUUAUCUUUAUAAUCUAAUUCUUUCCCUUUAACAACGCGGAUCAAAUAAUUAAUUUUAUAAACAUUUUUAUAUCUACGGAAUAUAUACAUAUUAUUGUACAUUGAAUAAGUGUUUGGAUCGAGUCAAUCUCAUCUAGAACAAAAAAACAAUUGCUAUUGACACUUAAACAUUUGCUUCCUUUCGUGUUGUCACGGAUAUCAAAAGUUCUCUUUUAAAGAAAUUUUGAGAGGAAUGUUCUUGCAAUUUUGGCUGAUCGAUCAUGUAAAAAGACUUGUCACUCGUAAUUUGCAUCUAUUAUUUAAUUGGUUAAAAUUAUUUACCACCGGAAACUCCUCCCCGUCCCGUUAUCGUAGAGAAAGAAUUUCUCUUCGCCCGAAUACAAUUCCUUCCAAGCGUUGAUCGACGUGCAACGCUCAAAGAUUUUUCUCACGCUCGUCGACGCGACCUUCCAUCAAUAUGACCACAAGAUAGACUUUAAAACACACUUAAAAGAUCGAUAAAACUUAUUUAUUCCUUAUGUCUUGGAGGAGAACGAGGCGCGUGUUCGAGCGCAACAAUCGACACCUUAAUGAGGGUAUCGUUUAUCAGUGACAUAAAAUUAUCCUGUACAAAAAAACAUAUUUCUUAAAUCACCGCCUAGGGUCGUGAUUUUUCAAUGCUAGCUAUAAUGAAUUUUAAUAAAUCCACAACACACUAUAGAGUAUACAAUGUUUCGAUCGAUGAAUCUAAAAUAUCGAUUAACGUCUGGCGAGGGGAGCUUAUAUCAGCCAGACGUGAAACGUCAAAAGAGAAAAGGGGGAUACACAUUUUUCUUUUUUCUUUUUUUUUGUUCUUUUUACUUCAGAUUUUGACACACGAACAUACUCGUACACGUGAUUCACGUUGGGAAAGAAAAGGAAAAGAAAGAAAGAGAGAAAUAUAAAUGUAUCAUUGCUCUCGAGAAUUGCGUUCAUGGUGUCCUUUGUUUUCUUUCUUUCUUUACGUUUUCGCCUCAAUUGGUGUGCAAUUUGCGCAUACGAUUACGCAAAGUUAGACGCGAAGAUAUUUUUUUAUUAUAUUUUUUUACGCAUUAUAAUUAUGUACGCGCCUCUAGCGCGAUUUGUUACAUAGUCUUUUUUUUUUUUUAUAGGACACGAUGCGUCAUUAUUAAUCGUCAUCGAUUACCUAUUUUAUCUCUUUUUACGUUGUAGCUCUAUUUGCAUGUAUAUUUAUUUAUGACGAUCAAAUGUAAGACGCUAUUUAUUCACCACACAUUUCUCCUUCGAAAGUUUCGCAAAAAUUUUUAGACGAUUUUUCAGUUCAUCUUUUCCUCUUUGUUUAUUAUUAUUCUAAUUAUUUAUGUAUAUAUACACACGCUAUGAUACUAUUAAUUAUUAAUUUUUUUUUUUUUUUGUAUUUAUAAGUGUCGUAUGAUUUUAAUCUCACCACGUAGAUAAUGAGAGUUAUGCGUAUAAAAUACUCAUGGUUGAUGAAGCGGCGUGCCAUGUUUUGUACCGAUGUAAAAAAAAAUGAAAAAGAGAAAGAAAUGCGAUCGAAUUUUGUGAAAAAAAAAUGAAGAGGCUUUCUUUCUGAUACGCGUCGCACGCACAUUCGACGAAUAAUCACGAGAUAAAGAUAUUUCGUUCUUUUUUUUUUUGUGCGAGGCCGAGGAGCGACGCAUCUCAUUAUCAUCAUUUUCACCCUUUGAGAGAGAGAAGACUCCUGACAGGAUUGCUCGUACGCGUGUGCUUUUUCUCCCUACUUUUUAGUACCAGCAACUUUGAAUAAUUAUUAAUUUUAUGUUACGUUAAUUGCAAAUAUUUAAGAGAAGAUAUUGAAGUGAAAUGUGUUUAGGAAAACUUUUUCGGGGAUAAAAUAUCAUUCUAUUGUAUUGUGCAAGCACGUUUUCAGAUAAAUUAUUGCUCAAAUAAGGAAGUUCGAAAAAUUGUAACAACAUAUCGAGUUAUAUUUUACAAAAAUACAUCUUACAUAAUAUACAUAUACACAAACAUGACGCAAUAUAUACGAAGGAAAGUGAGAGAGAGAGAGAGAGAGAGAGAGAGAGAGAGAGAGAGAAAUAAUAAAUACAAUCUUUUAAAUAUACUUUAUAAAGGUUUUAGAGAAAGAGAGAUGCUGGUGUCUCUUUGUUAUUGUAUUUAUUUAUUUUUCUGUGUGUUUUUGUUAUUGCAUUUUAAGUUGGUGGUACAUAAAAGUAUCAAAGGAAGAGAAUUUAAAUUGAUGAACAAUCAAAACGUAUGACAUGAUCGAUCGAGGAAGAAUUAGCGGCGGUUGAAUUUUAGAUUGAUUGCGUGCAAUCGAGCUACAUGUCCUGCAAGACGCGAAAUUGCAAUUGUUUACGUUUUCAUCGAUUCAUUUUGUGCGCGCGUUGAUGGGAGAUUUCACCGAUUGCUGAUUCAUGCGAAAUGUGCAAUUAUUACGACGUCCGUAGGAGAAAAGGUCCUUCGUCCCGGUCCUCGCACAUUAUCGAUUGUGGAGUAAAAAACCUUGCGUGUCAGCAGUGUCUUUUCGAAUAACAAGGAAGAAAUAAGUUUAUUUUGAUAAAAAUGCAAAAAAUAUGGAUAUUAAAAUAAGAAUUUGAAAUACAUGAAUAUAACAGUCUUGACAUUUUUUAAUAUUUUUUCUUGGGCGGGAGAAUAAUUUUUUAUUGUUUUUUACUCCACAAUUGUAACGCGACACGCAGGAUAAGAAGCUGUAUAUACUCGUAUAUUGAAUAAGAUACAGGAAUCUAUAAUUGGUAUGAAGCUUAUAUAACGGCUGUGUUACCGUACGGAUUUUAUCUUCCAAAUGAUUUUAAGUUACUUUCUUUUUGGACGAACACAUUAAAAAAAAAUAAUUAAAAAAAAAAAAGAAAAAAGAAUAGAUAGUAUGCAAGAUUGCGCCGAAAGACUUUAGAUGCCUCUCUUCCAACGAAAAUCGUUUCUCGGAGAAAAAGCAUCGCAGCGCGGUUUGCUUA
This is a messenger RNA of Cataglyphis hispanica, 12664 nucleotides long. It is a transcript of the gene rno, whose product is annotated as PHD finger protein rhinoceros. Gene Ontology annotation, biological process: regulation of transcription by RNA polymerase II. The record is from RefSeq and is a predicted model, not a curated record. Lineage: Eukaryota; Metazoa; Arthropoda; Insecta; Hymenoptera; Formicidae. The coding region runs from base 382 to 9279 and encodes 2965 amino acids. The transcript has 10 exons.